AUGGCGGCCGAAGAAGCAGUGUUUGACAGUUGGGAGGACUUUGAAGAUAGUGGGGCCUUGGACAAACAUCUUGAUACCUUUAAAGUUUUGAAAAGGGAAACAAACAGUAGGAUACAAGUCAAAGAAGAGAGCGGAAGAACAGCUUUCCAGCCACAGAUAAAAAUUUUGAAGCGUGAACCAGGUGGUGGAGAUGCAAGUAGAGGGAGUGGACAGCAGGCUCCUAAGCCAAUGAAAAGUCUGGAGCAGAGAGAGGCUGAGUAUGCGGAAGCAAGGCAGAGGAUAUUAGGUGCGGCGUACAAUAAGAAUGACUACGCACCAGUAGAGGGAGCCACUGCCACACCAGCACAAACAGAAAGACCAAGCCAUUUGAUACCAAACAUGGAAGAGUUGAAGAUCUCUGAUAAUGCAGUGGUACGCCAACCCAAAGGCCCUGAUGGAACUAAAGGUUUUCAUGUGAAGAGGUAGCUAAGGGAAGAUAACUCUGGAUAAACUCCUGUGCAGAUUGUUGUUUCAUUUUUAUCCCACCCCUUUAAUACAUAUAACUGUCAUCAUGUACAAGCGUUUGCCGUUGGUUCCCAGCUGGACAAUUUAACAUGCAACAUGUUUUCAUCAGCAGUUACCAUGAGAUUCCUGUCCAUUUCAAGAAUUGUUUUAUCUUUAAGGAUCACAUUUUUUUCGGAGAAAUACUGAUUCUGGAAGAACUGUUUGUGGAGACUUUUUGCAGAAUUCGUGCUGACAUGUUUUGCUCGUUUUUGCAAGACAUGUUUUUAUUAAUCAGUUAAGAUAAAUGGUCAUGACAUUGUCAAAUCAGUGUGCUUCUCAAUCAUAAAGUACCUUGAUUUAAUAUAAAAAAUU
Messenger RNA from Liolophura sinensis, 855 nucleotides. RefSeq names its product SUZ domain-containing protein 1-like. The record is from RefSeq and is a predicted model, not a curated record. The transcript is spliced from 5 exons. NCBI's taxonomy places the organism in Eukaryota, Metazoa, Mollusca, Polyplacophora, Chitonida, Chitonidae. The coding region runs from base 1 to 465 and encodes 154 amino acids.